Striga hermonthica is the source of this 1302-nucleotide messenger RNA. The record is from the annotation of a GenBank genome assembly. Lineage: Eukaryota; Viridiplantae; Streptophyta; Magnoliopsida; Lamiales; Orobanchaceae.
AUGGAACUUUCAUUCCUAGUAUCUCUUUCAUGCCCUUUGUUAGCUCUAACACUUAUUCUCUUACACAACCUACGCCAUACCAAACCUAACUCACCGCCACAACCAUCCGGCGCCCUCCCAAUCCUCGGCCACCUCCACCUACUCGCCCGCCAAUCCCCGACCCACCGCACUCUGUCGUCCCUCGCCGACAGAUACGGGCCCGUUUUCGCCCUUCGCCUCGGUGCCCACAAAGCCGCCGAAAUCCGGUCGAGCUUCAAGGAACUGCACGCUGGGGGCAAUAUCGUCAAUAUUAGCAAGUGGUUCGAGGAACUGAGUCUUGACGUGAUCGUGAAGAUGAUAACCGGGAGACGGUACACGGAGAGCGUGGAGAGUGCGCGGCCGUUUAGAGAGGUGAUCAAGGAGUUUAUGUACCUGUCUGGUCUGUUUGUGUUGUCGGAUGCAAUUCCGUUUUUGCCCCUGAGGUGGGUCGAUUUCGGCGGCCACAUCAAGGCCAUGAGGAGGAUUUCGGAGGACUUGGAUGUUAUCACGGGAAGGUGGGUCGACGAGCAUUUGGAGAGGGGCGGAAAGGGCGAUGACGAGCCCGAUUUCAUUGAUGUGAUGCUUUCUGAGAUUGAUGAUAGGCUCUUAAGUUUUGGGCAUGCAAAGGAAACCAUUAUUAAGGCAACUAUACAGAACCUAAUCUUAGCAGGCUCGGACACCACAUCAAUCCACCUAACAUGGACUCUGUCCCUACUACUAAACCACCCCAACGUCAUGCAACGGGCUCAACACGAGAUCGACACGAACAUCGGCAAACACCGGUGGGCCCAAGAGUCGGACAUUCACAACCUACCCUACCUCCAAGCCGUAAUCAAAGAAUCCCUACGACUCUACCCACCGGGUCCAAUAUCCGUUCCACACGAGGCCGCCCAAGAUUGCCGCGUGAUGGAAUACACUAUACCAAAGGGCACAAUGAUCAUAGUCAACUUGUGGAAGCUGCAUCGGGAUCCGCGAAUCUGGGCCCGGCCUGAAGACUUUCUUCCCGAGCGCUUUUUGGAGGGCCACGCCAGCGGGGUUGACUUCAAUGGCCAAUUCUACGAGUUCAUACCAUUCGGGUCGGGAAGGAGGUCGUGCCCGGGUACCACAUUUGCCAUGCAGGUGGCCCACUUGGUGCUGGCUCGUUUGAUACAGGGGUUUGAGAUCAAAACCGGAUUAGACAAGCCGGUGGAUAUGAGUGAGGGGAUGGGGAUUACCUUGCCGAAAGCGACGCCAUUGGAAGUGAUUAUAACACCACGCUUGUCCAAUGAACUCUACUAUAGCUAG